This is a messenger RNA of Silurus meridionalis, 525 nucleotides long. RefSeq names its product succinate dehydrogenase complex assembly factor 3 (gene sdhaf3). Gene Ontology annotation, cellular component: mitochondrial intermembrane space; mitochondrion. The transcript has 3 exons. Lineage: Eukaryota; Metazoa; Chordata; Actinopteri; Siluriformes; Siluridae. The record is from RefSeq and is a predicted model, not a curated record. Gene Ontology annotation, biological process: succinate metabolic process; mitochondrial respiratory chain complex II assembly. Bases 40 to 411 code for a protein of 123 amino acids.
ACACACACACACACACACACACACACACACACACUUGCCAUGUCCAGUCCAGCCCACGUGUCCAGGGUCCGAGCCCUGUAUAAGAGGAUCCUCAUACUGCACAGGUUCAUGCCCAUUGAUCUGAAGGUUUUGGGUGAUCACUACGUGAAGGACGAAUUCAGAAGACACAGAUCUGCAUCUCCAGAGCAAGUCCAGCACUUCAUGAAGGAAUGGGAGGACUACAGGGACACACUACAGACGCAGGUCCUACAGGCGGCUGGAAGAGAAAAGUUGGUCUUUGGCGCUGACCUGACCGAGCAGCAGCUCAGAGACUUUCAGGCCGAACAGAUCGGGCAGCUUUACGAGCUGAUGCUGGAGUCCAGCAAACCCAACCAGCAAUUCAAUAUCCAGGAUGAAGGGUCUCCGAAAUGAGAAUCUGCAUGAUGAAUAGAACAGAGUGGACUCGUAUUGUGAUUUACAUACAGUCUGUGGAUAUUAAGAGUGUGUAAUUGUACAUUAUAUUGAUUAAAUGCUUUCUUGAUUGGG